Molecule: messenger RNA, 225 nt
Organism: Caenorhabditis elegans
Lineage: Eukaryota; Metazoa; Nematoda; Chromadorea; Rhabditida; Rhabditidae
Gene: Y55F3BL.6
Product: YqaE/Pmp3 family membrane protein
Exons: 2
Coding region: 48-215 (55 amino acids)
Cellular component (GO): membrane
Source: RefSeq, marked reviewed
AAAAAUAUCGCCCAAAUAAUCAUAUUUUCCUCAUUACACCUUAGAAAAUGUGUACAAUUCUCCAAGUUAUAUUCGCUUUCCUGUUUCCGCCAAUUUCCGUACUUCUGACGUCUGGUUGUGGGCUCCAUUUGCUGCUCAGCAUACUUCUCACAUGUCUCUUUGUUAUUCCAGGAAUAAUUCACGCAUUGUACCUUGUUUGUUGUCAUAAACAUUGAUUUUUAGAAA